Messenger RNA from Grammomys surdaster, 1557 nucleotides. It is a transcript of the gene Ankrd63, whose product is annotated as ankyrin repeat domain 63. The transcript has a single exon. Lineage: Eukaryota; Metazoa; Chordata; Mammalia; Rodentia; Muridae. The coding region runs from base 1 to 1173 and encodes 390 amino acids. Gene Ontology annotation, molecular function: protein binding. The record is from RefSeq and is a predicted model, not a curated record.
AUGCUCAAGCCCAAGGACCUGUGCCCCCGAGCGGGUACGCGCACCUUCCUUGAGGCCAUGCAAGCGGGCAAAGUGCACUUGGCCCGUUUCGUGCUGGACGCGCUGGACCGCAGUAUCAUCGACUGCCGCGCAGAGCAGGGCCGGACGCCGCUCAUGGUGGCCGUGGGGCUGCCGGACCCCGCGAUGCGCUCGCGCUUCGUGCGGCUGCUGCUGGAGCAGGGUGCGGCCGUGAACCUGCGGGACGAGCGCGGCCGCACUGCACUGAGCCUGGCCUGCGAGCGAGGCCACUUAGACGCCGUGCAGCUGCUGGUGCAGUUCAGCGGCGAUCCGGAGGCGACGGACUCGGCGGGCAACAGCCCGGUGAUGUGGGCGGCUGCGUGCGGUCACGGGGCGGUGCUGGAGUUCUUGGUGCGCUCUUUCCGCCGCCUGGGCUUACGCCUUGACCGCACCAACCGUGCGGGCCUCACCGCGCUGCAGUUGGCUGCCUCCCGCGGCCACGGGACCUGUGUGCAAGCCCUUACCGGGCCUUGGGGUCGGGCAGCCGCUGCGGCAGCGGCCCGGGGCUCCAACUCCGACAGUCCCCCUGGCCACCCUGCCCCGGCGCCCAGCCCAGAGCGUCGACGACCCAGCCCCCGUCGUCUACCGCGCCCUCUUUUGGCACGGUUUGCGCGAGCUGCCGGAGGCCACGGUCACGGUCACGGCCAUGGCCACGGCCACGGAGGUGAGCUUGCCCCUGCUGGCAAGGGCUCGGGCCGUCACAGGGCACAAGGCAACGAGAGGCCAGAGUUGGGCAGGAGCAUGAGCCUAGCUCUGGGUACCAUGACGGAGGAGGAGACAGCACGCCUUAGGGCAGGAGCUCUGAUGGCCCGACCAAACUCACCGCAGUCUUCGGGGAGUGGGCGGUGGCGUUCACAGGAGGUGCUGGAGGGAGCGCCACUGGCUUUAAAGCAAGCCCCGGUCGGCCUUAGUCCUCAUCCCGAGGGUGGCCCCGGCUCUGGCCGCCUGGGUUUGCGCCGACGUUCUACAGCCCCAGACAUCCCCAGCCUCGUCGGGGAGGCUUCCGGGCCCGAGAGUGGGCCAGAAUUGGAGAACAACGCUCUGCCUUUCUCAUUGCCUGGGCCAAAGCCUUGGCAGGCGGGCACAGAGGCUGUGGUAUUACAGGCUCAGCGGUAAGGAGCAUGAAGGUCGAGACCUGUAAAGUCCACUCUGUCUCUAGUUACUGAGAUGUCUCCCUUUCCUCCAAGUCCUUCUUUUUCUCUGCAAUUUGCUGUCCCUCCCGGCCCCACUGCUAAAGGGAGACCUCCUCUAGUCCUCCACCAGAUGUAAGAAAGAGAUCCCAUCUUUUUGUGUGCCCAUUGGUAUUUUGGUAUUUCCUACGUAAAUCUCCCACCUUCCUCCAACUUGACUUCCAUGUCCUGGGGAAAAAGGAGGUGUGAACAGCUGUUUCUGUAGGCUUCAGCUUUCUAGCCGGAAAGGUGGAUGGUUCAGGCCCACCCUCAGCGCUGAGGUUCAGCUGCCUAGGUUCGGGUCCUGCAGCAUCCCUUGCCUGUUUCUAAU